UUAGCCGUUGUUGUAUCCCCUGCUACUGAACAGAUUUGUCGCGAUACAAACUAGCUACACACUGGCAUUAAAGCCACGAAAAGAUGCUCCUUCACCGGAUUAAAACAAUGAAAAAAACACCUAGAAGUCUGGAAAAACUUUGCCCAACAGUGCCCAAACUUUGGUAGACUACAACCAAAACCACUUCCCUACAGUUUCGAGUGUGUUAGCAUUGUUUUAUCUCACCACUAUUGCAAUUGGACGCGUUUUUUUGCCCCAUCUGGACCAGUCCAGUCUGAUGAAUUCACCGAAAAAAGACGGAGAUGAUGAUGUGCCCGUUAAAGACCCGGUAAAAUACGGCGAAUUGGUCAUUUUGGGCUACAAUGGCUCCCUUCCAAACGGAGACCGUGGGCGCAGAAAGAGCCGCUUUGCUCUGUACCGAAGGGCCAAGGCCAACGGUGUCAAGCCCAGUGCUGUGCACAUCCUCAAUACACCACAGGACAGCAAGGCGGUGCACAGCAGGGGGCAGCACAGCAUCUCUUUCACCCUCUCCCGAAACCAGACCGUGGUGGUGGAGUACUGCCAUGACAACAACACAGACAUGUUCCAGAUUGGACGCUCCACAGAGAGUCCUAUUGACUUUGUGGUAACAGACACCUCUGGAGGAAAGGAAGGCGAAGAUCCUUCCAUUGCUCCCAGCACCAUUUCCCGUUUUGCCUGCAGAAUAGUGUGCGAGCGCAACCCGCCUUACACUGCACGCAUCUAUGCUGCAGGCUUUGACUCCUCCAAAAAUAUUUUCUUAGGGGAGAAAGCAACCAAAUGGAAAAAUCCUGAUGGGCAUAUGGAUGGCCUCACCACUAAUGGGGUGCUAGUGAUGCACCCACAGGGCUUCCCAGAGGAUCCCAAGCAAGGCCUGUGGAGGGAGAUCUCCGUCUGUGGGGAUGUUUAUGCGCUGCGGGAGACACGGUCUGGACCCAGCAGGGGGACGCUGGCGGAGGGGGAGAGCAGCGCGCUACGUGACGGGUCGCUCGUCGAUCUCUGUGGUGCUACUCUACUGUGGCGCACCGGUGAGGGGCUCAUGCGUUCUCCCACUCUGCGUCACCUGGAGGCGCUUCGUCAGGAGCUUAACGCAUCCCGGCCCCAGUGUCCCGUCGGCCUCAGCACACUGGCGUUCCCCAGCCUUCCACGCAGUCAUAGCCUUGAAGAGCGUCAACCCUGGGUCUACCUCGCCUGUGGCCACGUCCACGGACGCCACGAUUGGGGCCAGAGAUCGGAGAGAGAGGAAGAUCCAGGAGAGGGUGAAGGCUCCACCACCCGGCGAGAAUGUCCCCUGUGCAGGAGCGUGGGUCCCUACGUGCCGCUGUGGCUGGGCUCUGAGCCUGCGGUGUACGUGGAUGCCGGAUCCCCCACUCACGGUUUUGUGCCAUGUGGCCACGUCUGCUCAGAGAGGACAGCCAAGUAUUGGGCUGAGACUCCUCUGCCCCAUGGGACGCAUGCCUUCAGACCCGUCUGCCCCUUCUGCUCCAGUGCCCUGAGCUCCCCCGGCUGGACACGGCUCAUCUUCCAGGGCCCCAUCGACUAAUCACCACUCUUCAGCAACAACCACAACAGCAGGAAGCUACCUGAGCUGCGUUCAUGCGUUCAAAUGUUGAUCAGUUUGAUAAGCGUGUGUGUUUCGUACAAUAACACUCUCUGUUACUGAAUGUAGCUCAGUGCUGACAAAUCCUUCCCUUUGUUUAUCCUUUAGGGCUUGCUGAUUAGUGUAAGAUCAAGAAAAUAGGACAGAAUUAUCAGUGCUGUCAAUUCAAAGUGUUUUCUAAAUUUUAAACUGUUUCCCGCCCCCCUUGU
Molecule: messenger RNA, 1827 nt
Organism: Neolamprologus brichardi
Lineage: Eukaryota; Metazoa; Chordata; Actinopteri; Cichliformes; Cichlidae
Product: E3 ubiquitin-protein ligase pellino homolog 2
Biological process (GO): protein polyubiquitination; regulation of Toll signaling pathway
Molecular function (GO): ubiquitin protein ligase activity; protein binding
Source: RefSeq, a predicted model, not a curated record